Molecule: messenger RNA, 429 nt
Organism: Trametes versicolor FP-101664 SS1
Lineage: Eukaryota; Fungi; Basidiomycota; Agaricomycetes; Polyporales; Polyporaceae
Exons: 1
Source: RefSeq, a predicted model, not a curated record
CGAGCAGUCGAGUUGCAGCGGCGGCAUGAACAGCUCGUGCGACUCAACUCAAAGGUAUUCCGUGCCCGAGUAGAAGCGGCGCGGAAGUUCGAGUGUGACCAUCAGCACACAAUCCGCGACUACGACUUCAAGGCUGGAGCCCUUGUUCUGAUGCAACACACUCAGAUCGAGAAGUCCCUCAAUUGCAAAAUGCGCGCACAAUACACUGGGCCUUUGGUAGUAGUCUCGAGGAAGCGCGGUGGUGCCUAUGUACUGUGCGAACUCGAUGGCUCCGUCCUACAUCGCGCGGUCGGCGCCUUCCGGCUCAUCCCCUACUUAGCGCGUACGGAGAUACCGCUCCCAUCGAACUUCGCGGACAUUUUGGACGAGCGUUUAGCAGAACUAGUGGACUCCGAGGACGACGGCGAAGACGAACCGGAACCAGAGCUC